Molecule: messenger RNA, 805 nt
Organism: Schistosoma turkestanicum
Lineage: Eukaryota; Metazoa; Platyhelminthes; Trematoda; Strigeidida; Schistosomatidae
Source: the annotation of a GenBank genome assembly
AGUUAACCUCUUCUCAUAACUAAGACAUCGAUUUCAAGGCACAUAUAGUUCGUAAAUUCUACCCAGCAUAGUCUUUAUUUUGAACACUAGCUCGUGAAAACGAUAUUGGAUUUUGAACAAUUUAGGAGGUCGAGUCAAGAUGAGCGUUAUGUUGCCGGCUAUUCGUUCCAGACAUAUACUACUCAGGGUAUGCCAGGUCGUUGCAAGCCAGCGAUGCUUAUUAAGCAAACCAGGAGAUGCGCCGGUAGAUCCUAUCCAACAGUCAUUUAUUGCUAGACUGCGGGAGUAUCGUCAAAAGAGCGAGAAAUCUGAGUGCCAAUUGGCAGAUGCCACAUCUAAAGAAAUAAAAGAGCUCAGUGAAAUGUUGGCUAAAGUUGAUAGGAUAUACGGAGCUGAGGGACAGGAUAUGACUCAGUUCCCAACGUUCCAAUUCGAAGAUCCAAAGGUUGUAAUACCGGCUUCUUCUCUACAAGUUGACUAUCCUAAAGAUCCAGAAAAUACUGUCUAGGUCUAAGAAACAUUUUAGUAUCUUACUAAUUACUACCGCUAUGUUUAGUUGGUAAUCUACACAAAAUUAUUGAAGUGAGUACAUGUGUUUUCUGUUACUGCUUAAAGACUUGUGUGCUGCGGAGAUGAGAGACUUAAAGACAUGUUCUUUUAUAGCUGUAGAUUUUGUAGCAUAAUUUCUGCGGACAUUUUGAGGUCUUUUGAUUGUGCACUGCACGACUUAUCAAAAUUAAGUGUAAAUUGAUUAGCACUAUGACUAGUCAUUAUAUUGACUCAUAUGUAGUGUUAAAAAACAAAU